Messenger RNA from Closterium sp. Yama58-4, 477 nucleotides. NCBI's taxonomy places the organism in Eukaryota, Viridiplantae, Streptophyta, Zygnematophyceae, Desmidiales, Closteriaceae. The record is from the annotation of a GenBank genome assembly.
AUGGCGUCCGUAGCUUUACUAGGAGCCGUUUCCACGUGCGGAGUCGCCCCCGUUUCACGAGACGGCGCCUCGAUUCCAUCGCCGCGCUUCCCCCGUACAUCUGCUCGCAUCGUCAGCUUAACAGCUCGUGCGGUCAGCGUGGGAGCAGAGGCGACCAAUAGCAGCAGCGCCGGUAAUGUCGCCAGCUCAGCAGAGGCGCCGGUGUUGCUGACGUGUCGGCAGUGCAAGCAGCCGUUCGACCCCGCCCAGAACCACCCUACCGCCUGCUCCUUCCACCCCGCACACUACGGAGGCGAAGUUAAACGGAAAUGGAAGUCGUUCUCGUACCACAAGGUGGGAAAGGAGUUCCUGUACCACUCAGAGGAGACAAGGGCGGAGUGGGGAGAGGUGGAGAACUUUUGGGACUGCUGCGGCCGCAACGACCCCAUGGACCCCGGCUGCACUAAGGGGCCUCACCAAUCGUACGAUGAUGCGUGA